Chelonus insularis is the source of this 4299-nucleotide messenger RNA. RefSeq names its product DNA repair protein rad50 (gene rad50). Gene Ontology annotation, biological process: telomere maintenance via telomerase; telomere maintenance via recombination; double-strand break repair. Gene Ontology annotation, molecular function: single-stranded telomeric DNA binding; double-stranded telomeric DNA binding; G-quadruplex DNA binding. The transcript has 4 exons. Bases 145 to 4266 code for a protein of 1373 amino acids. NCBI's taxonomy places the organism in Eukaryota, Metazoa, Arthropoda, Insecta, Hymenoptera, Braconidae. The record is from RefSeq and is a predicted model, not a curated record. Gene Ontology annotation, cellular component: nucleus; condensed nuclear chromosome; Mre11 complex.
UGACAUUGGAUGUAUUCGUAUUAUUAAUUUUAUAUUCAUAUUAUAUUCUUUUACAUUCUGGAUAAUUAUCAGAAUUUUUCUAAAAUUGUCCAAUCUUCAUAAGUGAUUUGUUACUUGAGAAUUUCUGCAUACAACUUAAAUAAAAUGUCACGAGUACGACGAUUAUCAAUAAUAGGGAUCAGGAAUUUUGGUGAUGAAAAAGAAGAAGAGAUUCGAUUUACAAGACCAUUAACUUUGAUAAUUGGUGAUAAUGGUGUUGGAAAAACAACAAUCAUCGAAGCACUUCGAUACGCAUCAACAGGAGAAUUUCCACCUGGAUCUGAUAGAGGAAAAGGAUUUAUCCAUGACCCUACGUUAAAAAAAUCGCAGACAACUGUGCGAGGGGAAGUUAAAACAGAAUUCGUCGACAAGUCCGGAAUAGUAACAAAAGUUACAAGAGCGAUGGAAGCAACGAGAACUGAAUCUCAAAUUAAAUUCAAAACUGUCGAUAAUUCUAUUUCUAAAGUUAAUAAAAAAACUGGAGAGGAAUAUUCAAUAAGUCAUCGUUGUGCCGAUGUAGACAGAGAAAUGAAAGAAUCAUUAGGUCUAUCACCGGCAAUUUUAAAUUAUGUUAUAUUUUGUCAUCAAGAUGAUGCAAAUUGGCCUACGACUGAUGAUGGCAAAAAAUUAAAAGAACGUUUUGAUGAAAUUUUCGACACAUCGAAAUAUAAUAAAGCACUCGAACAAAUUCGUAAACUUAUAAAAGAAAAAAAUCAAACAGUUCGUAUGUUAACUAUUGAAUUAAAUGCUUUAUCAGUGAUUGUCGAUGAAGUUAGAGCUAAAGAAUUGAAGUUGAAAGAAUAUCAAGAUCGACGUUUAAAAUCUGCAUAUGAUAUUGAGGAAACAGCUAAAAAAUUAGAACCUGUAAAAAAACAAAUCAAUGAGAUUAAUAAUUCAGAAAAAAAAUAUAUCGAGUUGACUUCAGAGAAGAAACAAAAAGAGGUUGAAGUUUAUUUAGCAGAACAAGAAUUGAGAACUUUAGAAUCAUCAAUUAAAGAAUUUUUUAUUGGUUCAGAUAAAGAGUUAGCAGCUGCCCUGAAGUCUUACGAUGAUGAUCUUGAAAAGAAAAUGGAAAAAAUUGAUGAGAUUCAAUCUAGUAUAUCAGAUUUAACUGAUAAAGAAAGUAAAAUUUCAAAAAGUUUAAAAGAACAACAUCAAAGAAUUGGAUCAUUUGAAUUACAAAUAGAAGAGCAAAAAAGAAAAACCGGAGAAAGAAACAAUUUACUCAAUGAAAUACUUGCGGAAUGGAAUAUGGAUCCUAUAGAUUCUCAAACAUCGGAAGGUUUUAUUCGUAAUACGAUUGAAGAAGUUGAUGUAAACUAUCAGUCCUUAGAAAAAUCAUUAAAUGAUACCCAAAUAAAAUUCGAUAAAGAGGAGAAUGAAGCUGAGAAAAAAGUAGAAAGUUUAAGAAAUCAUCGGAUGAAAAUUGAUGUUGAACUCAAACGUUGCGAAAAGGAAAUUUUAGACGUUAAAAAUUCUAUACGAGAUACUAAAAACAAAAUUUUGAAAGCUGAUGAUAUUGAAAAAAAAUCAAAUUCUGUUGAUAAAAAAUUAGAAGAAUCUAAUAAAUUAAUUCAAAAACUUUCCAAUGAAAUAGUUGCCCAAAGUUAUUCAAAAUUAAUCGACCAAUCAAUGAAAUCAUUAGAGAAUGUUGAAGAAAAAGUUAAUAAAACAGAUGAAUUGAUGAUCUUAUUACAGAAUCAACAUACUACAAAAUCAAAGAUGGAGAAUUUGGAAUUUGAAUUAGCAAGAAAAAAUCAGAAUAAUGAAGAAUUCAAAAAAAAAUAUGGACAACAGCUUGAAGAUUUAUUGGGAAAGAAUGAAGUUCCAAAAAAGGACUUAAAAAACACCGUAAAUAAAUUUCAGCAAACUUUAAAUGAGCGUUUGAAUAAAUUGCGUCAACAAGUUGUUCAAGAGCAAAAGAAAGCAACAACUCUAGAGACAACAAUUGAACAUCUACGAAAAGAAUUUCGUGCAAAAUUAGCAGAAACUCAAUGUGAUAAACAUAAAAUCACUACUCAUUGUGGUGAUUAUAAAAAUUAUGAUAGUACAAUAUUAACUUUAAGCGCCAAACUUAGAAAACUUCAAAAUCAAAGAGGAAUGUUUGCUUUUCAAGGUAUGGCUUAUUCUGAAUAUGUUAAAAAAUUAUCAGAACCUAAUCCAUGUUGUCCUUUGUGUGACAGAGAUUUUUCAAAGUCUUCUGAUGCCCUCAAAGUUGCAGAUAAGUUGAAGGAAGAAAUAAAAAAUCAUCCUGACAGAUUAAAAAGCUGUGAAGAAGAACUUAAUAAAAUAAAGACUGAUCAUGAAGCCUUACUAGCUUUAAAAACAACUGUGGAAAAAAUUUUUAAAUUUGAAGAAGUUGAAAAAGAUGAAUUGAGAAAAAAAAUUGAUGAAAAUCGGACAAUACUAGAAGCUUCAAAAAAAAGUAUUGAAGACAUGCAUGUAAUGAUAUCUGGGUUAGAAAAAAAAAUUCAGAUGUGUAAUAAUCUCUCCGGAUAUCUAGCUGUAUGGGAUCAAAAUUUAAAUGAUAUUGAACAAUUGGAAACUAAUUAUAACGAAAUCUUGUUAGAUAUGGAUGAUUCAAACUUCCGUGAUGAUCGAACAAUCGAAGAAGUUCAAAACGAACGAGAAGAAUUGAAACAAAAAAAAAAAGAAAUUCAAGACGAAAUAGCAUCUCUCCGUAAAAAACUAGAUUCACAAAAUGAAGAAAUCAAAAAAGCAAAGGAUUUAAGAUCAAAGGUUUUGGAAGAGCAAUUAAGUAUUCAUAAUGAAGUUCAAAACCUUAAACAGUGGAGAGAAUCUUUAACGCAACUUCUUAAAAAAGAAGCAGAAUUAAUAGAUACAAUUCAAAGUUUACAACAGCAAUUAACGACAGCUCAAAAUAAACUAGAUAAUGGACUUCAAGAGUUGGAAAAUUUAAAAUCAAACCAUAGAGAACAAUUAGAUAAAGAAAGGAAAAAACUGUCAGAAUAUUCAAAGCAAAUAGAUAAAUUAAAUUCACUACAUCUCGAAGUUGUUUCACUACAAGCUAAGAAAAUUGAAAUUCGUUUAGAAGAAACAAAAAACGAAAUGACUGAAAAUGAGAAAAUUUUGGAAGACAUUAAAUUAAAGGCUACUCAAUUUAAACAACGACUACUAGAAUACAAGGAAGAUAUUUCAUCGUACGAACUCCGAAAACGAAAUUUAAAUGACAAUUCUAAAUAUCGUCAGUUUAAUUCAAAAGUGGUAGAAAUAAAAGAACUUAUUAAACAAUUAAGUGGCCAAAUUCAAGAACUAGAUAUUGAAAAUUCAAAGAAAAACUUGGAAUUUUUAAAGCGAAAAGCAGAGAAACUUGAAAAAGAAAUAAAUAUCGCUAUGGGAAGUGAAAAAGAAUUGCAGCACAAUAUAUCACAAUUGGAGGAUGAGCUUCAAAAAGAAGAGUACUGCACUUCAAGAAAUAAAUACCGGAGUAAAUGGUUAGAAAAAGCAGUUACAGAAAAUGUAAUUUCUGAUCUUCAAAUUUAUGUUAAAGCCUUAGAUUUAGCCGUAACUAAUCACCAUGAAGAACGUAUGAAUAGUGUUAAUAAAUCCAUGAAAAAUCUAUGGAAUCUCAUUUACACAGGUACAGAUACGACUUCUAUUCAAAUUCGAACUGAUGCAACAGUUGAAGGUAAAGCACGUCGUCAAUUCAAUUAUAAACUUGUCCAAAUAAAGCAUGGUGUCGAAAUGGAUAUGAAAGGUCGAUGUAGUGCAGGUCAACGUGUUCUCGCAUCGAUUGUAAUUAGAUUAGCAUUAGCUGAGACAUUUUAUGAUCAAUGCGGUAUGUUAGCACUUGAUGAACCAACUACAAAUCUUGACUCUCAUAAUGCUGCCAAACUUGCUGAUACACUAUAUCAAUAUGUAAGCUUACGAGCUGCUGACCAGAAGAAUUUUCAACUUAUAAUAAUUACUCACGAUGCAAAUUUUAUUCAUAAAUUGAGUCAGUUGAAUAAAAAUGGUGGUUUUUAUGAAUUGUAUCGUAAUAAUGAAGGUUUAACUUCUAUUCAAUAUCUUUCAAUUGAUGCUGAAAAUCAACGACGUCGCCGGCUCGACGAUGAUGUAAGUGAUGAAGAAAGCCAGGUUAAUAAUGCUAUUAAAGCUCCGAAUAAACCGAGUAGUAUUCCAAAUAGCAAUUCAAGUAAAAAAAGGACAAUUUCUCCAUCUACUUCGCAGAGUAGUUCUAAAAAACCUUUUACAUUUAAAUUAUAAGAUUAAAAAUAAAUAAGUUACAUUCUGUACUAC